AUGAAUAUUUUAAUAUUCGCCUUCAUCUUGGCUUACGUAGCCACGACGCAUUGCUAUCCGUACUCAGCAUACCAACAAAUCGAUGAGAUUACCGUGAACCCUUUGGAUGCAGCCCCAGAGGGUACAGUAGCGUUAUUGCGCCUUAAACGUCACGGACACCGUCGUCAGCAUGGCGGUCAACCAUAUCCAUACGCCGGCCAGCAAUACCCAUAUGGCGGUCAGCAAUAUCCAUACGGCGGUGGAGGUGCCGGUAGCACUGCAUCGGCGACUGCAAAUGCAAUGUCUUUUAGUGGCGGCGGUGGUGGUGGAGGUGGCGGUCCCGCUGGCUAUGGCGGUGCGGGUGGCUAUGGCGUUCCCGCUGGCUAUGGUGGUGUGGGUGGCUAUGGAGUACCCGCUGGCUAUGGCGGUGCGGGUGGCUAUGGAAAUCCCGCUGGAUAUGGUGGUGUGGGUGGCUAUGGUGGCGCAGGGGGAUAUGGUGGCGGUGCUCCGAUUGGCUACGGUGGUGGCCUGGGUGGUCAAGGUGGUGGCUACGCGUCUGCCAACGCAGCUGCCACAGCAGAUGCAAAAACUUAUGGUUAA
Ceratitis capitata (Mediterranean fruit fly) is the source of this 579-nucleotide messenger RNA. RefSeq names its product glycine-rich cell wall structural protein-like. The record is from RefSeq and is a predicted model, not a curated record. The transcript has a single exon. The coding region runs from base 1 to 579 and encodes 192 amino acids. Lineage: Eukaryota; Metazoa; Arthropoda; Insecta; Diptera; Tephritidae.